Molecule: messenger RNA, 678 nt
Organism: Sesamum indicum (sesame)
Lineage: Eukaryota; Viridiplantae; Streptophyta; Magnoliopsida; Lamiales; Pedaliaceae
Source: RefSeq, a predicted model, not a curated record
AUGGCUGGGAGAGGGGGGGUGAUGUACCAAGUAUGGGAUGAACUUGUCCCUCCCGAUUGCUCGUCCGACCACAGAAUUCUCCGACUGAACGAAAAUUCCGAGUUGGAAGUGGCGAAAGAGCCCCUCCAUGCCGGAAUUGAUGUAAACAAGACUUGUGGGAUCGGUCCAGGGAUGGCGUUUGCCAAUGCCAUAUUGAGAAGAGUUCCAAAUUUUGGGACUAUAGUUUUGGUGCCUUGUGCUGCCGGAGGAACAAGCAUUAGAGAGUGGUCAAGGCGCAACAGUGUCCUGAGAAGCAGGAUGAUUGCGAGAGCUCGUGAAGCUCUUAGGUAUGGUGGAAAGAUUCGUGCGAUUUUGUGGUAUCAAGGGGAAAAAGAUACAGAGACUGAAGAAGCUAUUAAUCUGUAUCCAGGAGAAUAUCGGCUGUUUAUUGAUAGUCUGUACCAAGAGCUGAUUCAUCCUCAGGUUCCUUUCAUUCAGGUAGCGUUAGCAUCGGGUCAAGGAGAUCCGAAGUGGCUUGAGAGUGUUAGAGCAACACAACUCGGAAUGGAGGAUAUGAUAACAGUUGAUGGAAUGGGGCUGCCUCUGCAACCAGAUGGGCUGCACCUUACCGCAAAAGCUCAGGUCCUCCUUGGAAAUAUGUUGGCUGAUGCAUUCUUCAACAGCCACACUAGAGUUUGA